This is a messenger RNA of Cyprinus carpio (common carp), 1339 nucleotides long. RefSeq lists its product as uncharacterized. The record is from RefSeq and is a predicted model, not a curated record. Lineage: Eukaryota; Metazoa; Chordata; Actinopteri; Cypriniformes; Cyprinidae. Gene Ontology annotation, cellular component: nucleus.
AUGCCUCAUCACACUCGUGAUUUUCCUCAUGGAUUUGCUCCUGAAGACCUGAUUGAGGAGAGUCAAGAGCAGAAGGAUAUGGAAGAAAAAGAGCAGAAAGAGAAAGAUCGCGAUUUCAAAAUUGGAGAAAAAUCCACACAGAGUAAAAAUUGCUCUUCUCAAAAAAGUGUCCAGAAGAUUGAAUCUAAGAGCUUUUUUACCUGUCAGCAGUGUGGAAAGAGUUUCACUACCAAUAAAAGCCUUAAAAUACACAUGAGAAUUCACACUGGAGAAAACCUUUACAUCUGUCAACAGUGUGGAAAGAGUUUCAAUCGAAAAGGAAACCUUGAAAUCCACAUGAGACUUCACUCUGGAGAGAAGCCUUACACUUGCACUCAGUGUGGAGGGAGUUUUACACAUAAAAGCAAUCUUAAUUACCACAUGAGAACUCACAGUAAAGACAGAUUCACCUGCCAACAGUGUGGAAAGAAUUUCAUUCAUAAACAUAUCCUGGCAGUCCACAUGAAGAGUCACAUCGGAGAGAAACAUUUUAUCUGUAAACAGUGUGGAAAGUGUUUCACUCGAAAAGGAAACCUUAAAAUUCACAUGAGAAGUCACACCGGAGAAAAGCCUUAUACCUGCUCUCAGUGUGGACAGAGAUUUGCACAUAAAUGCAACCUUAAUUCCCACAUGAGAACUCACAGUAAAGACAGCUCCUUCACCUGCCAACAAUGUGGGAAGAAUUUCCCUCAAAAACAAAACCUCGAAGUACACAUGAGGAUUCACACCGGAGAGAGACAUUUUAUCUGUAAACAGUGUGGAAAGAGUUUCAAUCAAAAAGGAAACCUUGAAAUCCACAUGAGAGUUCACUCUGGAGAGAAGCCUUACACUUGCUCUCAGUGUGGAAAGAGUUUUAGUCAUGAAAGCACCUUUAAGGUCCACAUGAGGAUUCACUCUGGAAAGAAGCCUUACACUUGCACUCAAUGCAGAAAGGGUUUUACUCACAAAAACACCUUUAAUUACCACAUGAGAACUCACACAGGAGAGAAGCUGUUCGCAUGUGAUCAAUGUGGAAAGAGCUUCACACAGAACUAAGCCGUAGAUAUCACAUGACCAUUCACACCGGAGAGAAACAGUUCAUAUGUGGUCAGUGUGGAAAAAGCUUCGCACAUCUAGCAGGCCUAAAUUACCACAUGAGAAUUCACACAGGAGAGAACUGUUUUAUAUGUCAGCUAUGUGGAAAGAGUUUUAGUCAAAAAUAUAGCCUAAAAAUUCACAUGAGAGAUUCACACUGAAGAGAAUUUCUUCACCUGCAAAUCUGAGUGAACGUCCACUGCUGCUGAGUGUGGGCCAAAUCUGA